AUGUCCUCCAAUGAGUACUUCACGUUUCGAUGUAGAAAUUUUCUAUUAUAUUUAUUUAUAAUUAGUCUUCUAUUAAAUUUAUUAAUAUUUGAUGUUCAAGGAAAUGAAAAUGAAAAAAAAACAAGUGAUAUUGUUAAUGAUUAUUUAGAAAAAGGCAAAAAAUUAUUAGCUACUGGACAAUUAUCAGAUGCUUUAUCACAAUUUCAUUCAGCUAUUGAUGUCGAUCCAAAAAAUUAUCUUGCUUAUUUUCGUCGUGCAACAGUUUAUUUAGCAAUGGGAAAAUCAAAAUCAGCACUACCAGAUUUAAGUAAAGUUAUUGAACUUAAACCAGAUUUUAUUGCUGCUCGUAUGCAACGAGGAAAUGUUCUAUUAAAACAAGGUGAUUUUGAUGAAGCUAAAAUAGAUUUUCAAAAUGUGUUAAAAUUAGAUUCAUCAAAUAGUGAAGCACAUCAUCAAUUUGAUUUAACUGAACAAAUGAAUCAAAAAGUUCAACAAGCAGAAAAUUUUUAUAAAAAUAAUGAUCAUAUAAAAACUAUUGAACUUCUUUCAGAUGUUAUUGAGCAUUGUCCAUGGUCAAUAAAAUUACGUGAAUUACGUGCUAAUAGUUAUUUAACAUCAGGUGAUACAUCAAAAGCAGUUAAUGAUCUUAAAGCUACAUCAAAAUUAAUACCUGAUAAUACACAAGCAUUUCUUAAAAUAAGUCAAUUACUUUAUUUAAUGGGUGAUGCUGAUGAUAGUUUAACAAAUAUUCGUGAAUGUCUUAAAUUAGAUCCUGAUCAUAAAGAAUGUCAUACACAUUAUAUUAAAGUUAAAAAAUUAGCUAAACAAUUAGAAAUUAUACAUGAUGCAAUAAGUCAAUCAAAUUGGAAUGAUUGUAUUGAAAAAGCUCGUCAAAUUCUUAAAUUAUCUUCAGAUUCAUCAUCAUCAAUAUUUGUUUAUCGUGCACAUUCAUCAUUAUGUACAUGUAUGUCACGUGGAAAAUUUCCAGCAAUAGAUACAAUUAAAUUAUGUACAGAAGUAUUAGAUACAUAUCAUACAACGGAUGCUGAAAUUUUAAUUAGUCGUGCUGAAGCAUAUAUAUUAAAUGAAAAUUAUGAAGCUGCAUUAAAUGAUUUUAAACAUGCACAUGAAAUAGAAGAUUCAAAUCGUGUACAUGAUGGAAUAAAACGUGUUGAAAAAUUAAUAAAACAAUCAAAAAAACGUGAUUAUUAUAAAAUAUUAGGUGUAAGACGUACAGCUAAUAAAGCAGAAAUUUUAAAAGCAUAUAGAAAACUUGCUAUUAAAUGGCAUCCAGAUAAAUAUGAAGGUGAUGAUAAGAAAAAAGCAGAAAAAAUGUUUAUUGAUAUAGCUGCAGCAAAAGAAGUUUUAACUGAUCAAGAAAAACGUGCUAGAUUCGAUGCUGGUGAUGAUCCUCUUGAUGCUGAAGAACAAGCUCAACAACAUAAUCCUUUUCAUGGUUUUAAUCCAUUUGGUAGUGGAAAUGGACAAGGUUUUACUUUUCGUUUUCAUUUUAAUUAA
Rotaria sp. Silwood1 is the source of this 1518-nucleotide messenger RNA. The record is from the annotation of a GenBank genome assembly. Lineage: Eukaryota; Metazoa; Rotifera; Eurotatoria; Philodinida; Philodinidae.